Messenger RNA from Lingula anatina, 2277 nucleotides. Its product is annotated as ADP-ribosylation factor-like protein 8A. Gene Ontology annotation, biological process: anterograde axonal transport; protein transport. Gene Ontology annotation, molecular function: GTP binding; GTPase activity. The record is from RefSeq and is a predicted model, not a curated record. NCBI's taxonomy places the organism in Eukaryota, Metazoa, Brachiopoda, Lingulata, Lingulida, Lingulidae. Gene Ontology annotation, cellular component: lysosomal membrane.
GUAUAUGGUAGAUGCUGCAGACCAGGAUAAAGUGGAAGCCUCAAGAAAUGAGCUUCAUAAUUUGCUGGACAAGCCUCAGCUCCAGGGUAUUCCUGUCCUAGUUCUGGGCAACAAGAGGGACCUGCCAGGUGCUCUGGAUGAGAAACAAUUGAUAGAAAGAAUGAAUUUGUCAGCCAUCCAAGAUAGGGAAAUUUGUUGUUACUCAAUCUCAUGUAAAGAAAAGGAAAAUAUAGAUAUCACAUUACAGUGGUUGAUACAGCAUUCCAAGAGUGGGCGUUAACUGCUCUAACAAUUCCAUAAUUGACUGUUGCUGUUGAACUAUCCCAGCGAGGAUGACGUAUGUGACAUUGAGAGUAGCCAGAGAACAAAUGACUUUCUAUGUCCUGAAUGAUGAUAUUGUACAAAUUAUAGUAUUAUUUUAUGGAUAAGUCAAGUUGUGAUUUCUAUCCUUGGCUGAGAUUGGGCAAGUUCUGUCAACAAUUACCAUUCUAUUUGGUCUUGUAAUGAAGACCUCUUUCUGUGUAUAUUUGUGUAUCAUAACACAUGUGCUAUGAUAUUUAAUGUUGGCCUAUAAAUGUAAAAACCUAGUGAGACAUGUCUUAUAAAUCUGCACUCAAAUUUUGGAAAGACUUUUGAAAGUGACCACUGUAAAGGAAGGAAAAACAUCAGAAAAAAGAUGGACUAGUGACCACUAGAUAAAAAACAGUGCAGAAUUAACUGUCCAUGUGGCAAAUAUAUUGCAAAGUUCUGAAGAACAAUUUAAAUUGCCGCAUAUACAAAAGUAAAUAUCACAAGCAUGUCACUUGUUUUCCUUUUAUAUAAUAGAAAAGUAUAAAUCCUAAGAAUACUUAUAGCUGUGCUGUUUUUGUACUUUUUGUUUAAGCUUCAUUAUUCAUUGAAAAUGAUAUACUAGUAAAAUGAUGGUCAACGAUUUCCAUUUGAUUGUUGUAUGUGUAUCUUGGUAAUUCUAAUAUAUAGAUACAGCUCAAGUUGAAGAUAUGAACCCAGUUUUAGAUAUAUAAUUAAUAUUAAGGGCACUUUGGCAAUUUGUGAAAGGGGAAUGACAAACCACUGAGCACUUUCAAAUUGGCAAUGUUCUGUACAAGUAAAUGUUGAGAUAUAGGUGACAACAUUUUACUGUUAAUUGGCAUGAUUUGUUUAAAUUGGACAAAAAUCCUAAAUGCCAAUUUAUACAACCUGAAGAGCUCAUCUUGCAUCAACUUGAAAUUUUGGACAAUUCCUGUAGCUGCUUAUUUGAGUUAAUGUGUGACAGUGUCAAAUUUCUGCUACAACUCUUACUGUUAAUUUUCAUGAUUUUUUAAAAAAUUGGACAAAAGUCCCUGAUGCCAAUUAAUAAAGCCUGAAGAGCUCAUCUUGAUUUCACUUGCAUUAACUUAAAAUUUUGGACAAUUACUGUGUCCACCUCUUAUCUAUAAGAGAUCGUUCGGAUCAAAUUGUUCUGCAGACUUACUUAAAAUGGCUGACUCACUUUAAAGCAGUGCCAACCAAUUCCUUGAUGGCCUCCCUAACUCCACAUGCACUGAUGUGACGGGCUUUGUAAUUAAACAUCAGAGCCCAGAUUUAAUCUGCUUAAUGGGGCAUGCAGAGGUGGGGAGACCAUCAUGGGAUUAAGUAGAACUGUUCUUAAGAGUUAGGGUUAGGGCAUGCAGAGGUGGGGAGACCAUCAUGGGAUUAAGUAGAACUGUUCUUAAGAGUUAGGGUUAGGGCAUGCAGAGGUGGGGAGACCAUCAUGGGAUUAAGUAGAACUGCUCUUAAGAGUUAAGGUUAGGGCAUGCAGAGGUGGGGAGACCAUCAUGGGAUUAAGCAGAGCUGCUUUUAAAAGUUGGCCAUAUUUAGUCAGGGGAUCAGUUAAUCUGUGGAUCAUGUUCUGAAUACACUCUAAAUGUCAGUCUCAAAUUUUGGCUGCAACUCUUGCCAUUUAUAAAUUUUAAAAUAAGAAUAAUGCAAAUGAAGGCUUUCUGUAUUUUAAUUUUAUUUAUCCAUUAUUGUUUGGGUCAGGAAGGCAUGUAGGUCUUCCCCAGAUGUUGACUUAAUGAACGGUCAGGUAACUGCUACACGUAUAAUUGUAAACUUUGAUUAAUUUAAAGUUUGAUCUGUUAGCACUUCCUCUCUGUAUACCGUUGAAGCGUGGCACUGCACGUUUUGUUUGGUCAGAACAAGAGAAUGAAAGAAAUUUAGCGGAGAACCUCUGUUGAAAUGUUAGCAGGAAGGUGAGAUGAAAACGGUAAUGGUGUGUAAUAAAGUAUUAUUGCUGUU